GCACCUUAUGAGCCUUAUCCAAAGUUGUUGCAUUGUUCGCAACUUCCCGUCCGCCUCUUCCAUCUCAAUCCAACGGCAUGAUGUUAUCGGCGGUAACACAGCCGGCGGUGAAUCGCAUUCCUGAAUCGCCGGCGUCAUCAUUUUCUUCUCAGAAACUCUUUCGACAAAACAAACUCGAAUUCUUCUCACCUCCGCGAAGGGCGGUUUCUCGACCUUCCGUCGUCCUCUCGACAAAGCUCAGAGUCUCCGCGCCAUCUUCCGCCGCCUCUGUCGAUUCCUUAUCCGAAGAAUCCUCAGAGAGUGAUUCACUCUCCCCGGCUCCUCUUCAGAAAGAGAAGCUUGGAGUGGUGGUAAAGCCAAUGGAGAAACCUAGGUUAGUGUUAAAGUUCAUAUGGAUGGAAAAGAACAUUGGGAUUGCACUUGACCAAGCGAUACCCGGGCAUGGCACAGUCCCUUUAAGUCCUUACUAUUUUUGGCCAAGGAAAGAUGCUUGGGAAGAGCUGAAGGAGUUGUUAGAGAGUAAGCCUUGGAUUUCCCAGAAACAGAUGAUUAUCCUUCUUAAUCAGGCCACUGAUAUAAUCAAUCUGUGGCAACAGAGUGUUACCAAUUCGGGCUAACCUUUUCUUUCUUCUUCUUCUUCUUUUUCUGUGUCACUAGGCUUGAUUUCACUUGUAUUCGUACCUUGUUCUGCUUUGUGUUUCUUGGAUGAUGAUUAUUAUUAUGUUGGCUCAAAUGUGCUCAAUCUGAUCUUUUAGUACAUUCCUUGUAGAUUUUAUGUGAAUGUUGGUUUGUGUUUAAGUACCACAUUUGGCUGUAGCAAAGUUGCUUUAUAUAUCCUGAGUUUCAGUCUCAUAU
This is a messenger RNA of Cuscuta campestris, 855 nucleotides long. The record is from the annotation of a GenBank genome assembly. NCBI's taxonomy places the organism in Eukaryota, Viridiplantae, Streptophyta, Magnoliopsida, Solanales, Convolvulaceae.